Mercenaria mercenaria is the source of this 1863-nucleotide messenger RNA. RefSeq lists its product as uncharacterized. The record is from RefSeq and is a predicted model, not a curated record. Lineage: Eukaryota; Metazoa; Mollusca; Bivalvia; Venerida; Veneridae. The coding region runs from base 1 to 1863 and encodes 620 amino acids. The transcript has a single exon.
AUGUGUAGCAGUGCACGUGAUCAAGGGCAUAAUCAAGAUGAGGCUAUGAGUGCGCAUACUAUAGACAAUAUGAACUCCGAGGUUAGUGUUUCUACAAUAGACGUAGCGUUCCAGAAACUUGCAUCUACACUUCGUGAAGGGUUCAAUCUUCCGAAACCGGAAUUACUCCCAUUUAGCGGCAAGCCAACUGAAUAUUGUAAGUUCGUCAAAAACUUCGAAACUAAUAUCGAAAGUAAAAUUACUUAUGAUAGGCUUAGGUUGAGCUAUUUAAUACAGUACUGUUACGGUGAAGCAAAGUGUUGUAUUGAAGAUUGUGUUUUGUUGGAACCCAGUGAAGGAUACAGGCGCGCACGUGACAUCUUGUUCUCACGUUAUGGAAGGCCGCACGUGAUCGCUAGAACAUAUAUUGAAAAGUUAGUAUACGGUCCACAGAUAGCAGCAUCUGAUACAGACGGACUAUCAAAAUUGGUAUUAGAAAUGCAAAGGUGUGAAAUAACUUUAUCGCAACUAGGAUAUAAUUCGGAUGUAGAUAAUUCUGAAAACUUGAGGCGAAUUGUGAAACGGUUGCCUAUGCAUCUGAGAGUGAAAUGGGUUGAUAUAGCACAUGUAAUUAACAAAUCUGGCAGGGAAGUACAUUUUACCGACUUAGUGAAAUUCGUUGAUGAGAAAUCACGUGUUGCCAGUUCAAUGUAUGGAAUCGAUCUCAUUAAAGAAAAUCGAACAGCGAAGUCAACUUCCGGUAAACCGCACGGUACAAAGCCUGUAAAAGAUGUAACUACAUUGACCACACACAGUAAUUCUGAUCAGAGAAGAAAUGAAAGAAAGUGCCGUUGUUGCCAUGGUAACUGCCUGGAUGUAUCUGUAUGUAGCAAAUUUAAAUCGAUGAGACUAAAUGAGAGAAAAGAACUGGUGGGAAAAUUCAAGUUGUGUUACAACUCUUUGAAAGGCAACCAUUCAUCUAGCAACUGCAGAAAACCAAAGUCAUGUACGGUACCCGGUUGCGAAGUGAAACAUAAUAUGUUGUUACAUAGUUGGAGCAGACCCAAUCCUGAAUCUUCGGCGACAAAGGCUGUGACUUGUGCAUCUGUGAAGAACUCAAAUGUGAAGAACUGUUUAGGAAUUAUACCAGUUAUUGUGAAUGCUGAAAAUGGAAAUUCCUGUCAGACAUACGCUCUGUUAGAUGACGGUGCAUAUAAAACCUUAUGUGAUGAGAGGUUGUUACAGUCUUUGAACGUCACAAGUAAACCUGUUACAUUCAAUAUUUCAACGGUGAACUCAACAAGUAGUACCAUUCACGGACAGGAAAUAGAUCUUACUGUAAUGGCGGUGGACGAAAACAGAAAUGAAGAAGUGACACUUUCCAAGGUGUGGUCAGUGAAGGAGCUUCCAAUCUCAACAAGAUCCGGAGCAGUAAAUGUUGACUUAAAGAAAUUACCCUACUUAUCAGAUAUAGACAUACCCCAAAUUGACACAAACAAUGUUAUGCUACUGAUCGGUACAGAUUCUCCAGCUGCACAUAUUCCACUCGAAGUGCGUUCUGGAAACAGUGAUCAACCGUACGCUGUGCGAUCACAGUUAGGAUGGGCAGUACGUGGUCCAGUUCAAGACACUUGUGCACCUGAUACCGUUAAUGUCCACUUUGAACAAUCCAGAGACGUGUUACUGCAACAGCAACUGGAAAGAAUGUGGAAUACAGAAUUUAAUGAUAGAUCAUUGAAUGAAAAUGAAUCUAUGUCUGUUGAAGACAAACAUGCUCUGCAUAUUGUGGAAUCAUCUCUUACCCAUGAAGAUGGUCACUACAAAAUUGGAUUACCAUGCAGGAAGGAGAAUGCAUCCUUGCCGAACAAUAUAGCUCUUGCCUAA